AGCACCGAAUGAAUUUAUUUAAAAAAUCAUUUAUUGAAUGAAAUAAACUGCAAAAGGGAAAAAAUUAAUAAAAAGUAGAACCAAAAAUAAAAAAAAAACAGUUAUGCGCUAUGCGAAUACGUGUACGAGUUGAAGCGGAUAAAUUCUUUUGAUGGCGGAAGUGCAUAUCAUCGGGCAAAUUUUAAAAGCCGUUGAUUUCGCCGAACCACACAUCUACUGCAAGUGGAGCCUACAAAGCGGUAGCGCUUGGAAACUCGUACAAGGCGAAGUGGCCGGUCAGACAAUUGUCUGUUCACAUCGCCUACAACAAUCAUCGGAUUUCGCGCAUCCUUUGGAUAUUCACCUGGCCACUGCCUCAGUGCAGGGUUGGCCAAAAUUGCACGUGGAGGUGCAUGCGGUGAAUGUGUUGCAUAACAGUUGGCCGGUGGGUUACGGUUUCGCGCAUAUACCCAGCCGACCGGGCGUUCAUCGCUUAGAGCUGUUGACUUGGAAAUUGGCGCCUGUUACUUGGUACGAUAGUGUGCGUGAGAAAUUUGGUGGUGGCGGUGUGGGUCUUAGUAAACCAGAUUUAAUAUAUACAGGCGUGGAGAGAUACAAACUGCAAACGCGUUCAUCUGGAAAAAUUAUCAUCGAUCUCAAUUUGAUCUUUCGCAAUUUCGCUAAAUUUGGCGUUGAGUUUAAGUGAAUACCAACAAAACACUAGCAA
This is a messenger RNA of Anastrepha obliqua, 706 nucleotides long. It is a transcript of the gene B9d2, whose product is annotated as B9 domain-containing protein 2. Gene Ontology annotation, cellular component: MKS complex. The record is from RefSeq and is a predicted model, not a curated record. Lineage: Eukaryota; Metazoa; Arthropoda; Insecta; Diptera; Tephritidae. Gene Ontology annotation, biological process: cilium assembly. The transcript is spliced from 3 exons. The coding region runs from base 152 to 685 and encodes 177 amino acids.